Lottia gigantea (owl limpet) is the source of this 431-nucleotide messenger RNA. RefSeq lists its product as hypothetical. Bases 1 to 429 code for a protein of 142 amino acids. Lineage: Eukaryota; Metazoa; Mollusca; Gastropoda; Lottiidae. The record is from RefSeq and is a predicted model, not a curated record. The transcript has 3 exons.
AUGAAAAUGAAAUAUAACGGGGAAGUUAGAUUCGACUUCGUAACAGAGUUCAAAGAGUAUAAAUAUGGUGUGUUAAUGAAGAUAGAGUAUCACAAUUCUUACAACCUUCUAACUACCAAAACGACAGCUUCUUCAGCUAUACCUGAAUUCAAAAUGAACAAGAUCUUCGCCGUCGUUCUCUGUUUGGCUUUCGCCUCCAUGACCUUGGCUGGUAACCCCCUAAUGAUGGGUGGUUUAGGAAUGAUGAACCCCUACAUGAUGGGUAUGAUGAACCCCUAUAUGAUGGGUAUGAUGAACCCCUACAUGAUGGGUAUGGGAGGUUUAGGUAUGAUGGGAAUGAUGAACCCCUACAUGAUGGGAUAUGGUGGACUCGGUAUGCUCGGUGGUUACGGUAUGAUGGGCGGUCUUGGAAUGAUGGGUAAAAAAUAAGG